Molecule: messenger RNA, 2160 nt
Organism: Prunus armeniaca (apricot)
Lineage: Eukaryota; Viridiplantae; Streptophyta; Magnoliopsida; Rosales; Rosaceae
Source: the annotation of a GenBank genome assembly
AUGAGUUUAUUGUCCAAAGCCACUUCUGAAGAUAGAGAGAUCUCUAUUGUGUACUUGGGAUCACUUCCUCAUGGAGUGUACUCUCCAUUGUCUCACCACCACAGUAUUCUACAGAGAGUUAUCCAGGGAAGUUCUCUUGAAAGUUUAUUAGUGAGAAGUUACAAACGGAGUUUCAAUGGAUUCGCUGCCAAGCUCACUGACCAGGAAAGAGAAAAACUUGCAAACAUGAAGGAAGUAGUCUCUGUCUUUCCAAGCAGAACAUAUCAACUCCAAACAACAAGAUCUUGGGACUUUAUGGGUUUUGAUGAGAAAAUCAAUCGAAAUGCCACUGUUGAGAGUGACAUUAUUGUUGGUGUAAUUGAUAGUGGAAUUUGGCCUGAAGCAGAGAGCUUUACAGAUGUAGGUUUUGGUCCUGCUCCUAAGAGGUGGAAAGGUGCUUGUAAAGGUGGCAAAAAUUUCACUUGCAACAACAAACUCAUUGGAGCUCGAUAUUACACAGCAGAGUCUGCAAGGGAUGGUACAGGUCAUGGAACCCACACUGCCUCAACGGCAGCUGGGAAUGGUGUAAAGGAUGCAAGCUUUUAUGGACUAGCACAAGGUACUGCUAGAGGAGGAGUACCGUCUGCGAGAAUUGCAGCAUAUAAAGUUUGUGCUCCAACAUGCAUGGCACACAAUAUUUUGGCCGCUUUUGACGAUGCUAUUAAUGAUGGAGUUGACAUUAUUACCAUUUCAAUUGGACUUGGUUUUAUGGCAGAUGUAUAUGGGGAUGCUAUUUCCAUUGGUGCUUUUCAUGCAAUGGAGAAUGGGAUACUAACCACAAACUCUGCCGGGAACAAUGGUCCUUCAGAUGGUACCGUGUCAAGUCCAGCUCCUUGGAUAUUGACAGUUGCAGCAAGUAGCAUAGAUCGUCGGAUCAUUGACAAAGUUGUUUUUGGAAUUGGUACAACAGUAGUUGGGAAUUCUGUGAACUCUUUUACAUUAAAUGGAACAAGUUUCCCUCUGGUACAUGGAAAAGAUGUUUCAAGUAAUUGCACAGAGGAAGACGCAGGAUAUUGUAAAGAAGGUUGCCUGGACAGUCAAUUAGUAAAGGGAAAGAUUGUGCUAUGUGAUCGAUACACUAGUGCAAUUCCUGAGGCGUAUAAAGCUGGUGCACUAGGUUCAGUUGUACUUAAUUUCUACAACGAUGAUGAUCUUUCUUUGAUUCUCCCAUUAGCUGCAACGGCUUUACACCCCAAAGAGUAUAGUGUGAUGAUGUCCUACAUGAACUCCACUAGAGAUCCUCAAGGAACCAUACUAAAAAGUGAACACAUAAAAGAUCCUGCUGCACCUCAUGUCGCUUUCUUCUCUUCACGUGGACCAAAUCUAAUUUUACCGGAAAUUAUCAAGCCAGAUAUAAGUGCCCCAGGAGUACAAAUUCUGGCUGCAUAUUCGCCUGAUGCUUCCAUCUCAGAGUUUGAAGACAAGAGGCAUGUAAAAUACAAGAUCAUGUCUGGAACCUCCAUGGCUUGCCCCCAUGCUGCUGGUGUAGCUGCAUACGUUAAAAGCUUCCACCCUGACUGGUCUCCGGCUGCCAUCAAAUCAUCCCUUAUGACUACUGCUUGGCCCAUGAAUGAUACCAGCACCAAGAGCAACAUUUCCACAGGUGAAUUUGCUUAUGGAUCGGGACACAUCAAUCCGGUAAAAGCUAUAAACCCGGGACUAGUUUAUGAAGCUUCGAAAGAAGACUACAUAAGGUUGCUAUGCAUGAAAUAUGAUGAAGGCAAAGUUAGACUUGUAUCAGGUGAUAACAGCACAUGCCCUACAGAUAAAGGGUCACCACUGGAUCAUAACUACCCUUCAAUGGCAGCUAAAGUUACCCCAAUGAAUCCUUUCGCAGUUAAAUUUCAUAGAAGAGUUAAAAAUGUUGGCCUUGCAAACUCCAGUUACAAGGCCACAAUCUUUCAAGACUCCAAAGUUGAGAUCAAAGUGGUGCCUGAAAUUCUUUCCUUCAAGUCCUUGAAUGAGGAGAAGGCUUUUGAUGUGACUGUGGCUGGAAGCGGUGUGCCUUUUGGAUCACAAGUUUCAACAAAGCUGGUUUGGUUUGAUGGUACUCACAGUGUUAGAAGCCCAAUUGUUGUAUACACUGCAGCUAUGCAAAUGCAGGAUCAAUAUCCUUUUUAA